AUGGGCUCCAUCGGCCGCGCUGCGACCACCGCGGCGGCGGCGGUAGAACUACCCCAGUCGCAAGGCAGCGGCGCGCCGCUCGACCUGACGGUGCUCGGCCUCAACUCGGGCACGUCAAUGGACGGCAUCGACUGCGCGUUGUGCCGCUUCCGCCAGGCGUCGCCCGACGCGCCCAUGCACUUUGAGCUGCUCAAGUACGACGAGGUGCCGCUCGAGCAGACCAUCAAGAAGCGCGUCAUGAACAUGAUCCUCCACAACUCGACGACGCCCGAGGAGCUGUCCGAGGUCAACGUCCUGCUGGGCGAGACGUUUGCCGACGCCGUCGACGCCUUCUGCGCAAAGCACGGCGUCGACCGCGACUCCAUCGACGCCAUCGGCUCCCACGGCCAGACCAUCUGGCUGCUCAGCCUGCCCGAGCCCGGCCAGGUGCGCUCCGCCCUGACCAUGGCCGAGGGCUGCUUCAUCGCCUCGCGCACCGGCAUCACCACCGUCACCGACUUUCGCGUCUCGGACCAGGCCGCCGGCCGCCAGGGCGCGCCCUUGAUCGCCUUCUUCGACUCCCUCGUCCUGCACCACCCCACCAAGCUGCGCGCCUGCCAGAACAUUGGCGGCAUCGCCAACGUCUGCUUCAUCCCGCCCGACGGGCCCGACGGCGCCCUCAACGACGCCUUCUUCGACUUCGACACUGGGCCCGGCAACGUCUUCAUCGACGCCGCCGUCCGCCACUUCACCGCCGGCAAGGAGGAGUUUGACCGCGACGGCGCCAUGGGCCGCGCCGGCACCGUCGACCAGUCCAUGGUGGACGAGUUCCUCACCACCCACCCUUACUUCGCCCUUGACCCGCCCAAGACGACGGGCCGUGAGGUGUUCCGCGACACCAUCGCCCACGACCUCAUCAAGCGCGGCGAGCAGCGCGGCCUGUCGCCCAACGACGUCGUCGCCACCAUCACCCGCAUCACCGCCCAGGCCAUCGUCGAGCACUACCGCCGCUACAUGCCCACGCAGUACGGCCCGCUCGCCGAGAUCUUCAUGUGCGGCGGCGGCGCCAAGAACCCCAACAUCACCGACUACCUGGCGCGCGCGUUCCCGGACACGCGCAUCGUCAUGCUCGACGAGGCGGGCAUCCCCGCCGACGCCAAGGAGGCCAUCACUUUUGCCUGGCAGGGCAUGGAGGCCAUUGUCGGGCGCAGCAUCCCCGUGCCGGAUCGCGUCGAGACGCGCCAGGGCUACGUGCUCGGCAAGGUGAGCCCCGGGCGCAACUACAGGCGGGUGAUGCGCAAGGGCAUGGAGUUUGGCGGCGGGCGCGAGCACCUCGAGCCUGUGAAGGAGCUGGUCAACUAUGUCAACGGCAAGGUAUUUGAGAGCAAGGCGUGA
Molecule: messenger RNA, 1374 nt
Organism: Purpureocillium lilacinum
Lineage: Eukaryota; Fungi; Ascomycota; Sordariomycetes; Hypocreales; Ophiocordycipitaceae
Biological process (GO): peptidoglycan turnover; amino sugar metabolic process
Molecular function (GO): phosphotransferase activity, alcohol group as acceptor; ATP binding
Source: RefSeq, a predicted model, not a curated record